UUUCUAAUCGGUUCCAAUGUUGACUCUGUGAAGAUGAAAACAAUCAAUGAUUAAUUUUGUGUUUCUCUUUUUAAUUUAAUGACAAUUAGUGAAUUUGGAGUAAUUGUUUCUUUCUCUUUUUCUAAAUUGUGAAUUAAAAGAAUCACCAGAUUGUGUUGUACACCAUUUGAAAUUGUUUCGAUUACUCUUGAAAUAAAUUGUUCUAAAAGUGGAAGGAAAAAAAAAAUUCUAUUGGAAAAGAAAAAGGUACAAAAAAUUAUGAUUCUAUUUGAUUAUAUUGGUUUGUCUUUCCAUUUGAUCUCUACGUAAAUAAAAUGGAUUUAUCAUUGGCUGUGAAUUAUUUAUCAUUAAAUUAUCAUCAACAUCGUCAUCACUCAUUACUAAAACUACUGUUGCAGUUACAACCAUGGAUUUGGUUAAAAUGUCAUUUGGUUGUCAGAUGAAAAUCAAAGGUUUCAUUUUGAUAAUUUUAUGUCUCAUAUUAUCAACUUUAUUUUAUUGUCUUGUUGGUGAUCAAAAGCCACUGAGGAUCAUUUAUGAUAAUCAUCUAUCUCAAAGUUUGGUUAAGAUAAAGAAUGUUGUGGUUCCUGCAGUUGAAGAGAAUAGAAAUUAUUACCUUUCCAGUAACACCCAACAGCAAACAACUUCCGAAUUAAAGGAGAAAUACCUCAAGAAUCUUGGAUUUAUUUCUAAUCCAAGAUUAUUUCCUAAUUCUAAAUGGGCCAAUGUUACCUUACCCGUUUUUGUCACUGCCAUAAAGAGUAACGAGAUCCAUUUUAUCAGAGAAUUGGUUCAAUCAUUGCAAGAAAAUUAUUCGCAAGCUUCAUUACUCACUUACCUUCUCAACAUGGAUGAGGAUGAAACGGAGAUCUAUAAACGGAAUAAUGAAUUUCAUCAAAUCAGCUGUUUUUGUCUACGACACAGUGACCCUACCUGGGUACUAUUUGGCAGGUAAACCCUGGGCAUCGAAGUCCAUUACCUUUGGACGGAAAAAUAAUACCAAAGUGCUGGUCACUCCAAGUAUAAAUCCGGAAACUGGACUACCCGAGUUGACCAUUGUCCGAGUGGGUGAUCAGCCAACUUCUCACCUUGAUUCGCAUGAAACUGUUGAUUCGGCGAUGGCUGAAGUUUUCAAUCGAUUCUCAUCUAAACCAUGUUUGGGAUAUCGUGAGGUUUUGUAUGAAGAGGAAAUCAUUUCGCCCGAAUCCGAUAAACGGCUUAAAAAGAAGGUGUUAGCACCCGCUUACAAUUGGCACACAUUUGCUCAGAUCGAUAAAUUGGUCGACGAUUGUUCAAGAGGUUUAUUGUCACUUGAUUUGGUCAAAUCAGGUGACCGAGUGGUCAUUUUUGCAGAAACUCGAAUGGAAUGGCUAAUCACUUUUCAUGCUUUAUUACGUCUAAACUGUCCAGUGGUCACUCUGUAUGCUAAUCUUGGUUCGGAUGGGAUUGUUCAUACUCUUAAUCAAUCAGAGGCAACGAUUGCUAUUGUUUCACCUGAGGUAUUACCCAAACUGACCCAAUUACGAGGUGAACUUAAACAUCUCAAGAAUUUAAUUCUCUUAGAAAGUAAAGGUUGUCUCCCAAUGGAGACAACUGAGCUCGAAUCUUUGUACAAUGUUAUUCAAUGGUCACGACUUUUGUCGACCGGUGGAUCUGCAUCACCACACUUGAAACCUUCCUCUCGACCAACCGCUGAUUCAACUGCUCUUAUCAUGUACACCUCUGGUUCAACUGGAGUCCCAAAAGGAGUUGUCAUUAGUCAUAAAAAUUUUCUGGCCGCAGUUCGCGCCAUGAAUACCAUUUUGUCCCAAUAUCAAGCGAAAGACGGUAAUUACAUUGGUUAUCUACCUUUGGCUCAUAUUUACGAAUGUGUCGUUGAACAUUGUAUGAUGAUGAUGGGCCAUCCCAUUGGCUACUCAUCUCCUUUAACUUUGACCAACAAUUCACCAGGAAUUAAGCCUGGAGUCGAAGGCGAUUUAACGGUCCUCCAACCUCGAUUACUUUGUGGUGUACCUUUGAUACUUGAACGUAUCCGUAAAGAGGUAACCAAAAUGGUCGAGGCUAAAGGCGGUAUUGCAGCUAAACUGUUUCACUUUGGUUUAGAUUAUAAAAAUUAUUGGAUGUCAAAAGGAUUCCAAACACCAUUAAUGGAUCGACUAGUUUUUUCUCGAACUCUUUCCGCUCUCGGGGGUAAAUUGGUUGCCAUCGUUUCCGGUGGAGCUCCUCUCUCAGUAGAAACCCAGUACUUUGCACGUGCGUGUUUCUCAUGUCAUUUAAUCGUUGGCUAUUCAGCCACGGAAGUUUGUGCGGCAAGUACCUGUAUGGAUCUUGGAGACAUGAGCCUUGGUAAUGUGGGUUACCCGUUAUUCAAUGUUAAAAUCCGUUUAAUCGCUUGGGAAGAGGGAGGAUAUCGACCAGAUGAUAAGCCUAAUCCACGUGGGGAAAUCCUUAUCGGUGGUGAUACAGUGGCCAUGGGCUAUUAUAAGAACCAAGAGGAAUCCGAUGCCGCUUUCAAAUUUGAAAAUGGCCUCAUAUGGUUUUAUACUGGAGACAUUGGUGUAACAUCAAUAUUAUUAAAAAAUUCUGAUAGUUAUUGAUUAAAUUGAUUCAGACAAUUUAUUGAUAAAAAUUAAACGAUUACAAUGAGUCAUCAUUAAUAAAGUCACAUAUUAAUUAUUAAA
Messenger RNA from Panonychus citri (citrus red mite), 2681 nucleotides. Its product is annotated as long-chain-fatty-acid--CoA ligase 4-like. The transcript is spliced from 2 exons. The record is from RefSeq and is a predicted model, not a curated record. Gene Ontology annotation, molecular function: palmitoyl-CoA ligase activity. The coding region runs from base 852 to 2597 and encodes 581 amino acids. Gene Ontology annotation, cellular component: plasma membrane; lipid droplet; endoplasmic reticulum. Gene Ontology annotation, biological process: long-chain fatty acid metabolic process; neuron differentiation; long-chain fatty-acyl-CoA metabolic process. NCBI's taxonomy places the organism in Eukaryota, Metazoa, Arthropoda, Arachnida, Trombidiformes, Tetranychidae.